Pistacia vera is the source of this 1725-nucleotide messenger RNA. RefSeq names its product disease resistance protein At4g27190-like. NCBI's taxonomy places the organism in Eukaryota, Viridiplantae, Streptophyta, Magnoliopsida, Sapindales, Anacardiaceae. The transcript has a single exon. The record is from RefSeq and is a predicted model, not a curated record. Gene Ontology annotation, molecular function: ATP hydrolysis activity; ADP binding. Bases 1 to 1725 code for a protein of 574 amino acids.
AUGGCUGCUGAACUAGGUAGCGCUGCAGUUUCUGGCGUUGCAUCAAAAGCUGCGGAGUCAGCGUUUGAUUCCAUUGGACAGCAUAUAUCUUAUUUGUUCAAGUACCAGAGCUACAUCAAUGAUCUUAAGAAUCAAGUUGAGGAUCUGGGAAAUGCAAGAGAGAGGGUGGAACAUCAAGUUGAUGAAGCUAGAAGACGAGGGGAAGUGGUCGAAAAGGAUGUGGAGCGAUGGCUAAAAAGAGUAAAUGACUUCGCUGAAGGGGUUGUAAAACCCAUAACUGGUGAUGAAGAUAAAGCAAAGAAGCGUUGUUUCAUAGGGUUGUGUCCUAAUUUGAUUCAGCGUUACAUGCUCGGCAAGAAGGCAGUGAAAGCGUUAGCAGGUGGUGCCGAUCUGUCGGGAGAGGGGAACUUCAGUAGUGUUUCCUACCGUCCUGCAAUACAGAGGACGGAAUCCGUUUACAUUAGAGGCUUUGAGGCCUUUGAUUCUAGAAUGCCAGUUUUCCAAGAAAUUAUGGAAGCGUUGAAGGAUGCUAACGAUAACAUGGUUGGGGUGUAUGGGAUGGCUGGUGUGGGCAAAACUACAUUGGCAAAAAAUGUAGCUUCGCAAGCCAAGGAAGAUAAGCUAUUUGAUGAGGUGGUCAUGACUGCAGUAACACAGACACCAGACUUUAAGAAAAUCCAAGAAGAAAUUGCUGAUCAGUUAGGCCUAACAUUCCUUGAGCAGAGUGUAUCAGGAAGAUCUGCUCGAUUACGUGACAGGUUAAAGAGGGAGAAGAGGAUUCUAGUAAUAUUAGAUGAUAUAUGGGCUAAACUUGAUUUAGAUGCGGUGGGAAUUCCUUAUGGAGAUAUGCACGAGGGAAUUUGCCAGGAAAAAGAAGUUCGGAAAGACAGAAAAGAUGAUGAGAGGCGAUACAAGAUAUUGCUUACUUCUAGAGAUCGAUAUGUAUUACGCAAUCAUAUGAACAUUCAAAAAAACUUCUUGGUUGAUCUUUUAUCGGAUGAAGAAGCACGGUGUUUGUUUCGAAAGGUUGUGGGUGAUUCUGUUGAAAACUCUGAUUUUCGACCUAUAGCAGUAGAGGUGGUCCGGAAAUGUGCACGUUUGCCGAUUGCGAUUGAAACAGUAGCAACGGCUCUAAAAAGUAAGAGUCUUCCAGUUUGGGAGGAUGCCUUGGGUCAACUAACAAGGUCUAAUCCCAGACAAAUUGAAGGAAUGGCUGAAAGUGUGUGUUCUAUUAUAGAAUUGAGCUACAAUUUUUUGAAAAUCGAGGAAAAAUCACUGUUUCUUCUUUGUGGUUUGUUGAAUGCAAGUAGUGGUAUAGUCAUUAGUGACUUACUAAAAUAUAGUAUGGGUUUGCAUUUGUUUCGAGAUGUUUAUGCCCUUGAAGAUGGAAGAAAUAGAUUGCUUACGUUGAUCCAUAAUCUCAAAGCUUCGUCUUUGUUGUUGGAUAGUAUCACCAAUUAUUCCGUUAAAAUGCAUGACCUCAUUCAUGCUGUUGUUAUAUCAAUUGCAUCCUCAGAAGAGUUUAUGUUUAAUAUUAAAAACUUUGGUGAUUUGAAAGAAGUGCUAGAGGAAAAAAUACCCAAAACUGCAACUGCUAUAACCUUGCCCCACAGAGAUAUUGGUGAUGUGCUUCCUCAGAGUUUGGAAUAUCCGAAACUCAAGGUCUUUCUUCUAGACAGCCAAAAUCGCUCUCUACAAAUCCCAGACCUCUUAUUCCAAGGGUGA